UUUUGUCUUAAAGAGUUUGUGUUGUAGCCAUAAUGCAAACCAGAAAGCCUCAUGCGGCGCUUCUUGCAAGCCCUGGCAUGGGACAUCUCACUCCCGUCGUCGAGCUCGGCAAACGCCUUGUUUCCCAUCACGGCUUCAGUGUCACUAUCUUUGUCGUCGCGACAGAUACCUCUCUCUCACAAUCCCAACUUCUAAAACUGUCGCAAACUUCCUAUCACCUUGAAGUUGUUUUGUUGCCACCGGUGGAUAUCUCAGGCCAGAUCGACCAAACCACUUCAAUCUUAACGCAGCUAGCAAUGAUGAUGCGUGAGGCAUUACCAAGCCUCCGGUCAGCAAUAUCCGCGAUGACAGUUCCACCAGUUGCUCUUAUCGUAGACAUGUUUGGGACUGAAGCUUUUGCUAUUGCUGAAGAGUUCAUGAUGCAGAAGUAUGUUUUCAUCACUUCAAAUGCUUGGUUUCUUGCCCUUACAGUCCAUGCACCAGCCAUUGGUAAGAAAGAGGAAGAUGAUCACGUUAACAACCAAAAACCACUGGUCAUUCCAGGGUGCAAACCGAUUUGCUUUGUUGACUCUUUUGAGCCGAUUCUGAAACCAAACAAUCAAGUCUACGAGCAGUAUUUGCGCAUGGGAACCGAGAUAUCCACGGCAGAUGGAAUAUUGGUGAAUACGUUUCAAGAAUUGGAACCCCAGACUCUUGCUGCUUUAAAUGAUAAAAAGAAGCUAGGGCUGGUCGCGAAUGCACCGGUUUAUCCGAUUGGACCACUGGUGAGGCCCGCCGAGCCUGGUGUGAGAAAUGAAGUGUUGAGUUGGCUAGACAUGCAACCCAAAGAGUCGGUGAUAUAUGUUUCUUUCGGGAGUGGCGGAACCCUCUCAGCCAAGCAAACUACAGAGCUGGCAUGGGGUUUAGAAAAGAGCCUACAACGGUUUGUUUGGGUGCUUCGUCUACCAGUUGAGAAUGAUUCAGCGGCCACCGUUUUCAAGACAAGCAAUGGCUGCGCCGACUACGCAAACUACUUGCCUGAUGGGUUCUUGAACCGGACCAGCAAAACUGGGCUAGUGGUUCCGAUGUGGGCGCCUCAAACUGAAAUCUUGAACCAUCCAUCCAUAGGUGGAUUUUUGUCUCACGGCGGGUGGAAUUCUAGCCUAGAGAGUAUUGUCAAUGGUGUUCCGAUGAUCGUGUGGCCGCUGUAUGCAGAACAGAAGAUGAAUGCUGCAAUGCUGGCUGAGCAUAUCGGGAUGGCUCUCCGGUUGAAGUUGUUGCCAUCGGAGGACGUGAUUGAGAGGAGUGAGAUAGAGGCAAUGGUUAGAAAGCUUCUGGUGGGUAAAGAGGGGGAAGCAUUCAGAGCCAGGGUGAAAAUGCUAAAAUCAUGGGCGGAGAAGGCUCUUAGCAACGGUGGCGGUUCUUAUAAUUCUCUGGCUAACGUGGCCAAAGACUGCGAGAUCAGCCUGCAGAGCCGGAACACAAAAGCUGGCGCUUGAUAAUCACAGGCCAUCAUCCUA
This is a messenger RNA of Theobroma umbraticum, 1499 nucleotides long. Its product is annotated as anthocyanidin 3-O-glucosyltransferase 5-like. Gene Ontology annotation, molecular function: coniferyl-alcohol glucosyltransferase activity. The record is from RefSeq and is a predicted model, not a curated record. Lineage: Eukaryota; Viridiplantae; Streptophyta; Magnoliopsida; Malvales; Malvaceae.